AUGAUAACACUAUUUCCAAAUAUGAUCUUAUUCAGCACAUUUACCAACACCUAUCAUAUCGAAAAUAUCAAUGUGCGUCCUGUACGGAACGUUUCUUACAGCGAAGAAGAAAGAGAGCAUCAUUGCAUCGAGGCAGGACAUUUUCAUACCCAUGAGAUAAAGCUAACACCAUACUGUGAACUUUACGUUAAUCAACUUCUGAAAGAUGCUGAGUAUGCGGAUUCGUCAUGGGAUCGAAGCUGUUGUCGAACAACGAACUAA
Messenger RNA from Cooperia oncophora, 261 nucleotides. The record is from the annotation of a GenBank genome assembly. NCBI's taxonomy places the organism in Eukaryota, Metazoa, Nematoda, Chromadorea, Rhabditida, Trichostrongylidae.